Molecule: messenger RNA, 690 nt
Organism: Coniosporium apollinis CBS 100218
Lineage: Eukaryota; Fungi; Ascomycota; Dothideomycetes
Exons: 2
Coding region: 1-690 (229 amino acids)
Source: RefSeq, a predicted model, not a curated record
AUGUCCGGAUACUACGGUUCACCCGCGCCUCAAUACGACCAAUCCGGCUAUCCGCCGCAAGGCUACCCGCCGCAACAACAACCUCAAUACGGCGCUCCACAACCUCAGUAUGGCGCUCCUCCACCCCAGUAUGGCUACGACCAGCAGCAACAGCAGGUAGGCCAGUACGGCCCGCCGGUUCAAGGCGGUUUCCAGCACGGCCAGCAACCUGGCGCUGCCUCAGAUUUCUACUCGCAAGGCCAGCCUCAGGGUCAAUACGGCGCACCACAACAGCCCUACGGCCAACAACCCUACGAUCAACAGGCUUAUCCCUCACCAUCUCACCAGUUCCCCCAGCAAGGCGCGUAUAACCAGCAGCCCUACCCAGUGGACAACAACAGCCCUUAUGGCGCCACGGACCCUGCCGCCGCACAGGAUGGCGAACGAGGACUGAUGGGCGCGUUAGCCGGAGGCGCCGCUGGCCACUUCGGUGGAAAGAAGGCCGGCCAUGGGCUUAUUGGCACACUGGCCGGCGCAUUCAUAGGAAGCAAGCUUGAGGACAAACUCAAGUACGGCAAGAAGAACGAUCAUCAUUCGCAGAGUGGCUACAGCAGCCACGGAUCGAGCAGUCACGGCCAGGGCGGAUAUGGGCAGCAGGGGUACGGCCAUGGCAGUAGCCACACAUAUUAUAGCGGAAAUGGAAAGUACUGA